AUGCUAAGAAACGCUAAAAGGGAAAGAUCAGAUAGCUGCAGCAGCAGCAGCAGCAACAGCAGCAGCAGCGGUGGCGAUUGCAGCAGCAGAACCAAGUUUCCUGUCUGUCCAGGCUCUACAGAUGUCGCAGCAGCAGAAAAUGCAACAUCAGCAGCCGCAGCAGCCGCAGCAGCAGCAGCAGCAGCAGCAGAUGCUGCAGCAGACACCAACUGCGCGUCAGCUGGACCCCAAGCCCCUAAAGAGCAGCAACAAGUGAAAAGGCUACGCAGGGAACAACCAGCAGCAGCAGCAGCAGCAGCAACAGCAACAGCAACAGCAGUAACUGUUGCAGCAAAUGACAGCACAGCAAAUGGGGUCGACGGCAGCUGUGGGAAAGAAGAGAGAAGCAACAGCAGGGGCACAAACAGCAGUGACAGCAGCAGCAGCAGCAGCAGCAGCAGCAGCAACCGCAGCAACAUGAUAGGAGAUAGUGGAGAUGAUGACUCUCAGCCUAUAGACGGUUCGCGCUGCUGCCUCGAUCAGCUAAACAGCAACAGCAACAGCAGCAGCAGCAGCAGCAGCAACAGCAGCAGCAGCAACAGCAGCAGCAGCUGCUGCUGCUGCUGCAACGAUAGCGGCAACAACGGAAGUAUCAGCAGCAGCAAUGCAUUUUUCAGCUUCAAGGGUAAGGCUUCUAGCCGCAGGAGCCGUUACCGCUGCAGCAGGAGGAGCAGCAGGAGCAGCAGCAGCAACAGCAGCAACAGCAGCAGCAGCAGCGACAGCAGCGACAGCAGUGGCGGCAGCGACAGCAACAACGCUUUUGGGGAUAAGCAAGAAUUUGUUGCGCAGCUGCAGCGCCCUUCUGCUGCUGCACCAGCAGCAACAGCAGCAGCAGCAGCAGCAGCAGCAGCAGCAGCAGCAGCAGCCCCAGCACCAGCAGGAUCAGGAACAGCAGCAGCAGGAUCAGGAACAGCAGCAGCACCCACAGGAGCAGCAGCAGGCGCAGCAGCAGUCCGGGCAAUGUGCCAAACGAUGAAUCUGCUGCUGCUGCUGCUGGGGGGCCGCGCGAGUCUUGCUGCUGCUGCUGGCGUCUGCAGAGAGCUGCGUGCUGCUGUGCUGCGCUGCAGCAGCUGGUUUGAGGUGUCUGCGCAGCAGGGGCUCGUGACAGCAGCAGCAGCAAAAACUCUGGAGCUUUCGGAAAGAAGAAGCAAAGGAAAAGUGUUUGCUGGUUUGCUUCCUGCUGCGCUGCAGCAGCAGCACCAGCUGCGCAUGCAGCGAGCCCUCGAGCGCACCGUGCAGCAGCUGCACCCAACCAGCAGCAGCAGCAGCAGCAGCAGCAACGGCAGCAGCAGCAGCAGCAGCAGCAGCAGCAGCGGGGAGCUGCUGCUGCCAGUAGCCAUUAGAUCUGUUAAUUUAAAAGUCUGCAACGCAGAUGUCAAUGAUGGAGUUCCUGCUUCGCUGCUGCGCGAGUUGGCGCUGCUGCAGCUGCUGCAGCGCGAGCACGCCUUUGCUGCUGCUGCUGCUGCAUCGUGCAGCAGCAGCCAGCAGCAACAGCAGCAGCAGCAGCAGCAAGAGUUUCCUAUUGUCAGAUAUGUCGGAGCUGAACUCAAAAACUCAGUGCUGCAUAUUUGCACGGAGUUCCACAAAAGAAACCUCAGGGCCUACUGGAAGGCGAGCAAACCCUAA
Eimeria tenella is the source of this 1665-nucleotide messenger RNA. RefSeq lists its product as uncharacterized. The transcript has a single exon. The coding region runs from base 1 to 1665 and encodes 554 amino acids. NCBI's taxonomy places the organism in Eukaryota, Apicomplexa, Conoidasida, Eucoccidiorida, Eimeriidae. The record is from RefSeq and is a predicted model, not a curated record.